Molecule: messenger RNA, 5264 nt
Organism: Gadus macrocephalus (Pacific cod)
Lineage: Eukaryota; Metazoa; Chordata; Actinopteri; Gadiformes; Gadidae
Product: collagen alpha-6(VI) chain-like
Exons: 18
Coding region: 213-4829 (1538 amino acids)
Biological process (GO): extracellular matrix organization
Molecular function (GO): extracellular matrix structural constituent conferring tensile strength; serine-type endopeptidase inhibitor activity
Source: RefSeq, a predicted model, not a curated record
CCCGGCAUAGGAUGAAGAGGGAGGUCUGUGGUGUGCCGAGCGUUGUCCGGUGAGCAGCUCCCCCACAGGCCAGUAUCUUCCCAGACCGGCUGGAAGGCGGGAGUGUGGCGCAGACCCCCAUCUCCGGACCUCGACCAGGGACUCCGGGCUCUGAAGGCAACGAGGAGGCACAGACGGCAGUAGAGUGAGAGUCUUGAGAGGGACGUGUGAACAUGACGGAGAUCAGGUGCCCCCUCCUCUCCCUCCUGGUUAUCGUGGCGACCGUGUGUCUCCACGGCAACGAGGCUCAGUCGAAAGAGUGCACCAAGACGGAGCUGGCAGACAUACUCUUCCUGGUCGACGGCUCCACCAGCAUCGCGGAAGGAGAGUUUCAGAGCAUGCUGAACUUCAUGAAGUCCAUCGUGAACGCGAGCACCGUCGGCGAGAAGGAGACGCGUUUUGGCGUCAUCCUCUACUCGACCGCACCCAAGUCCGUCUUCACCCUCAACGAGUAUUCCUCCAAGGGGCAGGUGUUGGAGGCCAUCCAGGCCCUCCAGUUGCCCACCGGGGACACCUACACAGGCAGCGCCCUGGCCUACACCCUGCAGUUCUUUGAGGUGCAGCACGGCGGGAGGCGGCCCUCCAAGGUGCCCCAGAUCCUCAUGGUGAUCACCGACGGCGAGGCUACAGACCCGCACAACCUGAAGGCUCCCGCCGAGGCGCUCCGCGAGAAGGGAGUCAUCGUGUACAGCAUCGGCGUGAAGGGCGCCACCCAGAAGGAGCUGGAGACCAUCUCCGGGAACCCCACCCGGGUCUUCUUCGUGGACAACUUCAUCGACCUGGAAACCCUCUCCAAAGAGAUCUGCAUCGACACCCCUCCUGGGUGUCAGAAGCAGAAAGCUGACCUGGUGCUGCUGAUCGACCAGUCUGGAAGCAUCUCCGACGCUGACUACAGCAUCAUGAAGAACUUCACGAUCAGCCUGAUCAGGAGCUUCAACGUCAGCCAGGAUCUGGUGCGUGUGGGCGUGGCCCAGUUCGACAGCAACCCGCGGCACGAGUUCUACCUGAACCAUUUCGCCACGGAGGCGGAGGUCACCAAGCACAUCCUGGCCAUGGUGCAGCGAGGUGGGGGAACCAAAAUUGGACGCGCCCUGGCCUUCAUCAAGGGGUACUUCCAGAAGUCCACGGGGAGCCGCGUGGGGGCGGGAGUGUCCCAGAACCUGGUGCUGAUGACGGACGGCCACUCGGAGGACGACGUGGGGCCGCCGGCCGAGGAGCUGUGGAGGAUGAGGGUCGAGAUGUUUGUCAUCGGCGUCGGCGCCAUAGACCAGCAGCAGCUGAAGGAGAUCGCGAACAAGCCCUUCACCGUUGAGAAUUUCAGCUCGCUGGCCGACAUCAAGACGAAUGUGGUGCAGACCAUCUGCGACUCCGUGGCCCCCGAGUGUCAGAAGCGGAAAGCUGACCUGGUGCUGCUGAUCGACCAGUCUGGAAGCAUCAACGACGCUGACUACAGCAUCAUGAAGAACUUCAUGAUCAGCCUGAUCAGGAGCUUCAACGUCAGCCAGGAUCUGGUGCGUGUGGGCGUGGCCCAGUUCGACAGCGCCCCGCAGCACGAGUUCUACCUGAACCGGUUCGCCACGGAGGCGGAGGUCACCAAGCACAUCCUGGCCAUGGUGCAGCGGAAAGGGCAAACCAAUAUCGGAGAGGCGCUGAAAUUCAUCAAGGGGUACUUCCAGAAGUCCACGGGGAGCCGCGUGGGGGCGGGAGUGUCCCAGAACCUGGUGCUGAUGACGGACGGCCACUCGGAGGACGACGUGGGGCCGCCGGCCAAGGUGCUGCUGGGCAUGGGCAUUGAGACGUUUGUCAUCGGCGUCGGCGCCAUAGACCAGCAGCAGCUGAAGGAGAUCGCGAACAAGCCCUUCACCGUUGAGAAUUUCAGCUCGCUGGCCGACAUCAAGACGAAUGUGGUGCAGACCAUCUGCGACUCCGUGGCCCCCGGCCCUCCUCCUACUCCUCCUCCCUCAGACCCAGCCUGCAGUAUCGACGUGGCCGUGGGUUUUGACCUGCCCAUGCCCUCCGGGUCCCAGCUGCUGGUGGCCGGUCUCCCCCUACUCCGGGCUGCCCUGCCAGAGAUCCUCCGCUCUGCGGCCUCGAUCCAGGGCCUGUGCUGCGUCCGCCACGCCGUCACACCCAACUUCGCCUUCCGGCUGGUGGGCCGCGCCGGGCAACUCCUGGACGACGUUGGCUUCGAGCCGUUCAGCGAGGCGGUGCUGGAGAAGGUGCUGAAGCUGCGGACGUCGGAGCCCACCUACUUCAACACGGCCCUGCUCACCUCCUUCCAGGAGAAGUUCGCCACCCAGUCCAAGGCCAAGGCCAAGGUGCUCAUCGUCUUCACAGACGGUCUGGAUGAAGAUGUGAGGAGGCUGAAGGAUCAGUCUGAUCGGCUGCGUCGUUCUGGGGUGAAUGCCCUGCUGGCGGUGGCGCUGGGCGGUGUGCGUGACUCCAGCCAGAUCCAGAUGGUGGAGUUCGGUCGCGGGUUUGGCUUCACGGUCCCGCUCAGUGUGGGCAUGCAGAGCGUGGGCCGCACCGUGCUCAGGCAGAUAGGCGCCAGGGGACCCCCAGGGGACAGGAACAUGUCUUCUGCUGCCAAGACACACACACACACACACACACACACACACACACACACACACACACACACACACACACACACACACACACACACACACAGACAGACAGACAGACAGACAGACAGACAGACAGACAGACAGACAGACAGACACUCACACAGACACACACACACAGACAGACACACACACAGACACACACACACACACACACACACACACACACACACACACACACACACACACACACACACACACACACACAGACAGACAGACAGACAGACACACAGACACACAGACAGACACACACAGACACACCCACACACACACACAGUUCUUGGCUCUGCCCCCCCAGGCUCCCCCUGCCCGGCCUACCCCACUGAGCUGGUGUUCGGUCUGGACAUGUCACAGGGCGUCACGCCGGCCGCCUUCGAGCGGACGCGCGGGGCCCUGCUGGCGCUGCUGGAGGGCGUCGACGUCGCCGAGAGCAACUGCCCCAAGGGGGCGCGCGUGGCCGUGGUGGGCUACAGCGCCCACACCAAGCACCUGGUCCGUUUCCACGACUACCGCUCUAAGAAGCAGCUGCUGGAGCUGGUGCGGAACGUCGCCCUGGAGCGCACGAGCAACCGCCGCCGUCUGGGGGGCGCCAUGCGCUUCGUGGGCGCCCACGUGUUCAAGCGUGUGCGCCGGGGCCUGAGGGUGAGGAAGGUGGCCGUGUUCUUCAGCCACGGCCCGUCGCAGGACGGCGACGACAUCGUCACCGCGGUGAUGGAGUACCGCGCCCUCGACAUCGUCCCGGCCGUCCUGGCGCUCGAUCGGUGCGAGGAAACCCGGAAGGCGUUCGAGGCCGACCACACGGGCAGCUCUGUGUUCCUGACGCUCGGCCACUCCCGGAACCUCACCAGCGACCUGGAACCCAUCAAGAGAUGCGUCAUCUGCCACGACCCCUGCCGCCCUCAGGCGGGCUGCGUCAGUGGCCCCGGGGCCCCGGGCCCCCAGGUCCUGGACGUGGACCUGGCCCUGGUGGUGGACGGCUCCAGGGAGGUCCCGGCCCACCUCUACUCGGGUCUCCGGGAGCUGCUGGGUUCGGUGGUGGAGCAGGUGGCCGUCAGCGCCCAGCCCCGCCAGGCCGACGGCAGGGCCCGCGUGGCCCUGGUCCAGCAGAGCGGCCACUCCCGGGCCCCGGCGGCGGGCCAGCAGGCCGCCACGGUAGAGUUCGGUCUGCUGAGCGCCCUGGGGAACAGCCAGAUGAAGAGCCACCUGCUGGAGAGGAUGACCCAGCAGGGGGGCCCCUCGGCCCUGGGCCACACCCUGGAGUACGCCCUGAGGGAGGUGCUGCUGAGGGCCCCCAACCCCAGGAAGCACCGCGUGCUGCUGGUGGGGGUGGGGACACAGACCUCCAGCUGGGACCAGGACAAGCUUCGCCGGGUGGCGCUGGAGGCCAAGUGCCGGGGGGUGGCGGUGCUGGUGGUGGCCCUGGGGGACAGCUACAGCCAGGAGCAGGUGGCCGAGCUGGCCAGCGGCCCCCUGAAGCAGCACCUCCUCUGCCUGGGCGGCCUGGGCCCCGAGGAGCAGGGCUACGCCCGGCGCUUCAUCGCCACCUGGCUCUCCGUGCUCAGGGAUGGGCUGAACACGUACCCGCCGGUCUCUCUGAAGGAGUCUUGUGAACUGCUCCACCACAUAGAAAGACGGGUUGAGCAGGUGUCUGUGGACCCGUGGGAGGAGCAGAGCGGGAGCAGCCCUGACACAACUCUGCAGGACCAGGCCGACCCCGGCUGGUCCGUGCUCAGCGCAGACGCAGGGCUCUUCCUGAGAGCCACGCCCAAUGCCCGGUGUCAGCUGGCUCAAGACUCUGGUUCCCACUGCUCUCACUAUGCCCGCCGCUGGUUCUAUGACCGCGUCCUGGGGGCCUGCGCACACUUCUGGUACGGCGGCUGCGGCGGCAACGAUAACCGCUUUGACACGGAGCGCGAAUGUCGCAAGACAUGUGUCACUAAGAUUGAUUCCUCUCUACUGGGACAGAUUCAAAGCAGGAAUCACAGAAAGGCCAGCUGCUCCCUGGGCCAGGAAAUGGGGCCGUGUCAGGACUACGUGAUGCACUGGGCCUUCGACGCGCAGCGGAGAGAGUGUACUCGCUUCUGGUAUGGCGGCUGCGGCGGGAACAGCAACCGCUUCGCGACGCGAGAGGACUGUGAGGAACUCUGUCUGAACCGGCGGGGGUAGAACUGCGCUCGUCUCAGGACCGCCAGACCGCCCUGAACCCCCCCCCCCCCCCCCCUCAGCCAAAGAUGACCUCCAAUGGUCGUAGCUUCACAUCGGCCCAUGAAAAGAUGUCUAUGUCUAAAUGUCUACAUUUAUCGUUUUGUAUCUUGUCCUGAAUCCAUAAUCUCACUCUCCCACCCAACAUGAGUGUUUCCUACCGUCUACCAUCCUGCCGUCUGAGCGUGUGCGGUCUCAAAGUGUUCCUCCCUGGGUCUAAACGGGUCUCGGGACCGGCCGGACAGACCCAGAGCCUCUGUUCCUAUUCCAGAGGACCCGGUCUGGGGGUCCCCUUCAGGCUCUGGCGGUGUGGACGACGGUGUGAGGAUCACCCCCAUCACAUCGUUCAUUCAACCAUGCACUGGUGCUACGUGUUAAUAAAAAAAGUAUGGAAUCCUG